Molecule: messenger RNA, 2067 nt
Organism: Paramacrobiotus metropolitanus
Lineage: Eukaryota; Metazoa; Tardigrada; Eutardigrada; Parachela; Macrobiotidae
Exons: 2
Coding region: 232-1728 (498 amino acids)
Source: RefSeq, a predicted model, not a curated record
AACAGCUGACUUUUAACAAAUCGCCAUCAUUUUUAAUUUUUUAUAAUUUUGUGAAACAGAUUCUGUGAUACUUUCAUCUUAGAAGAAGUAUUCUUUUUGGUAAUAUUUUUGGUAGUUUGUUCGUUCAGCAAGGGAACUCUUAAGUCUUACUGAAAGCUCUAAUAACUGAAAGCCCUUGUAGCGAUACUCUGAACGGAAAAAUCGGGUUUUCGUCUGUUGUCGUCAAGAACCAUGGCGCACGUGCAGACUGGGUCUCAGCAGCCGAAAUCUCUAGAGGAACACAUUUUCUGGUUGGCCAAGAUGUCCGCGGACGUGUACGGGAUUCCUCUCAGUAAUAUGUAUCCGAAAGGUGCUCGGGACGUGGUAGUUGGACUAAGUGGCUUCAGUCUUGGAAACAUUCCUGCGUCUGAGCCGGACCGGUCUGAAUAUGUUAUCGGCAAAGGCAACGAGCUGUUUGCGAAGAUUUUUGAGUGCCUUCUGGAAACGGGACCUGGCGCUCAGAAAGUGAUAAAAGGAGAAUGCAUCCAAGUACUGCUCCGCGUGCUGCAAUUUUCCAACUGUCGUCCAUUCCAUGUGCGCAUCAGUCCUUCGGCCGACCGAUGGCGUUUAGUAGUCACUGCAAUGCUUUUUGAUUGCUUUGGAUUGCUCAUGGAAUUAUCCCCCGCAUCGUCCACUCGCUUCGUUAGCGAACCAGUACAUUUGGCUGUUAAGUUGUUGGAUAUAUCGGGAACUUUCCCGGAUAAGGAAAUUAAUCCGGACGUGGUUGCGGUGAUUCUCAAGUGCUACCGAUUUUUGUCCUCUUCACUGAGUGAACCACUGUUAGCGGACGUGUUCAGCCCGGCGGAUAUUCGCGAAUUAACCCAGAAUAUUGCCAAGGACGUGUCGAAAUCGCCGGUCUCUGCAAUCCAGAGCGCCGCGGUAUCUUGCUCGACGAUUCUCUUGCAGUCACAGGCCAUCGUUCUGAAAACUGACACUAAAAAUCGCUUAUUUACCGCACUCAUCUCUGUGAUUCGUGUGAAGUUGCGCUCAAAUCAGGAACGGCGCUUGUUAAGCGGAGAAAUUCAGUUCUGUUGGCGUGUUUAUGGGGCAUUGACUGCUUUUAUUUUGUCAUCAGCGGUACAUGUUGGAGUUUUAAACGUGUGCACGGACGUUUUUGAGGACGGGCUGAAAAUCAAAGAUUUCGACGUGCAGAUCAUUUGCAAACAAGGACUGCAGAUUAUUUCGUCGCUUGUGAGGCCUCGUACUCCGAAGGAGAUUAUUCAAAAUCCAGGGGCUCAGAUGGAAGCGGCAGCGGCUGUUAGUGAGUCGAUCAUGGACGCGAAACCAGUGAAACCGAAAAGACCGGCAACAGACCUCAGCAAUGCCAGCGAUCCAACCUCAAACAAAUAUACCUUCGAUGUUACGCCUAGAAACGGAUGGCAGGGAGAUGAGAAUGCUACUUCAGGCUCCGCUGAAGCAGUGGAGAUGCCGGUUGAAGCAACAAGUGCUUCGCCGCAACCUAAUGCGCAGUCAACAGUUUCCAGUAUAGUGAAGCAACCAGAAGCGGGUGGUUUACCUAUGGAAACAAGCGAAGAUCUUCCGGAAAGCACGAAGGAGCGCUUGCUAACUCUUGAUGCUGCACAGGGAAAGGAAUCUGUUGAUAAUACCGGUUCUGGCCUUCCGGAUCCAGAUAAAGACGCUCAAGAACUGAUGAUGCUUUUUCGUGAUUCGGAUCCUGAUCCAGUAUAGUCGGCAGUUGUUAAUCCAGUACCGUGCGCAUGCGCUUUUUUUGCAUUGGAUGAACUCAUGUGACAUGACUGUGAUGGUUCGUCCAUAAUUUAAACUGCAUUUGGUGCAAGGUUGCUCUGUGUACGAUAAAAAGCAGAAAGUGACGUGCGGAUGAAGACCUGAUUUGUAUUUUUAUAGUGUAUAAUUAAGAAGACUAAUAAUUUGUAUUUUUAUAGUGAUAGUUAACUGGCAGUGGCUGCUCCAGUUACAGUGCGACCCUGUCCCACAUUAACACUUAAGUACGACUUUGCUUUCUCUGAUGACAAAAAAAAAGAUCGAAAUAAACGAAGUACUUUUGAC